AUGAGAGGGUCUUGUAAGAGUCUUAGACUCACCGAUAUGAUGGAGAAGUGGAGGAAGUGGAAGAAAGGGCACUUCGCCGUGUACACCAGAGAAGGCAGGAGGUUUGUUUUGCCGUUGGAUUAUCUGAAACAUCCAAUCUUUCAGGUCUUGUUGGAGAUGGCAGAGGAAGAGUUUGGUUCCACCAUUUGUGGCCCUUUACAGGUUCCUUGCGAUGGAGGUUUGAUGGAUCACAUCCUCGUGUUGCUGAGGAAGAGGAGUUUGUCUGGCCACGGUGAUGAUGAUGGUGAUGAUGAUGAUGAUAUGAUGAAGAAGAACCAUGAUGUGUCCUCCAUGAGCACGUCGUGCAAAGGAGCUUCAUCGGUUUCAUAUUUCUUCCCUCUCUUUCGUUGCAACGCAGCUCAUGAUCAGACUAAGCUUCAGUCUCUAGUUUUUUAA
This is a messenger RNA of Thlaspi arvense, 435 nucleotides long. The record is from the annotation of a GenBank genome assembly. NCBI's taxonomy places the organism in Eukaryota, Viridiplantae, Streptophyta, Magnoliopsida, Brassicales, Brassicaceae.